Messenger RNA from Phaeodactylum tricornutum CCAP 1055/1, 3267 nucleotides. RefSeq lists its product with no specific name. The annotation marks the transcript as partial. The record is from RefSeq and is a predicted model, not a curated record. The transcript is spliced from 2 exons. Gene Ontology annotation, cellular component: membrane. Gene Ontology annotation, biological process: sodium ion transport; regulation of pH; proton transmembrane transport. NCBI's taxonomy places the organism in Eukaryota, Bacillariophyta, Bacillariophyceae, Surirellales, Neidiaceae. Gene Ontology annotation, molecular function: sodium:proton antiporter activity.
CACUUGUUUCAUUUUCCGCUAUUAGGUUUUUAAGAGGCACAUAUUGAGCAGCCUUGCGUAAUCUUUUUCUUGCGCUACUUGGCACGGCAACGAUUGCCGACACAGGUGGAAGCAUUACUACAUUGGCAAUCCUUGGAGCAAAAAUCGUCAUCGGCAGCAAAGGACAAGCCAGAUGGUGUGUAGGAGACAUCGUCAAAUACUACUUCCACAACGUCAUUUGAUGCCAGACCUGCAGGCGCAAUUGGUCCGAGAGAGUUCCACAAGUUGAGCCGAAUUUCCACAUUACCACUUGGCAUACACUGGAUGUAAUCCGGCGUGCCAGCAUCCAAGGCAAGUUGUGUUGUCAAAGAAUAGCUCUGUCCUCCACCGGCCGUCGAACUCCAAUCAAUCCGAUUUGGAUUCCAGGUGAAGUCGAACUUGUGACCACCUUGAUCGUAGCUCCCCGACGACCCCGAAAAAAAGCGGUACAUUUGUGGGGACCCCGGAGGCUGGACAAGAAAUUGAGUGUCUGCGUUGGAUUCUUCGUUCCACCGGGAGAUCUCCACAUCCACUUCGUGAUUGUAAUUUUCGUGAGUUGCGUAGUCUUCGGUGUCAUCCCAAGUAAACAUACCCAAAACCAGCUCUUUCGGCAAAAUAUCAGACAAGACGACCCCCGAUGCAUCCUUGACGGCAAUUGACUUGACGGAAAAUUGGUACUUUCCAUAGCCGUAGACUUCACUAUUGGGAAGAAGUAUGCGGACUUCGCUUGCUUGGCCGUUUUUGAACUGAAGCGAAAGAUCGUCGCCAUUCACGACGAUAUUCUCUUCCACAAAACGAUUGUUACCUGGUCCACACAAGCCGUUUGAACGAUCUGUUUUGACCUGUACAGUCAAAUUAUUCCACAUUGUAAAGGAAACGCGGUCGUUCUCAUCCGGAAAGCAAUAAAGGACGUGCGGCAAGUUGCUGGUAGGUGCGCCCGCGGGCGGUUCUGCCGCUGUGUUGCAUUGGGAGGGAUCACAGUCGCGGCAUUCGCGCGGAAAUUCAAAUCCAACACGGCGGCACGCAUCCGCUUGCGUUGGGUAGACUCUGGCCAUUGCAGUUGAGAGCCAUUGGAUGCGGGCACCACACGUGUACUGCCCCGCGAAAGUGUUCCACGCUGUUUCUGAGCAAGAUUGGCAACCACAAGCGAUCGUCUGAUCCGGAUCAUCAGCGGCCUCCUUGGAAGGGAUCGAGGUGAGAAGACCUGUAGGUACUUCGGUGGGAAGACUCGCUAUUGGACUUGUGGGGGGUGUGGUAGGACUUUCUGUCGGAAACAGAGUUGGCCGUUUGGUUGGGAUCGGAGUGGGCCAUUCUGUAGAAACCGGAGUAGGCCAUUCGGUAGGAACAGGAGUGGGGCGCUGGGUAGGAACGCUAGUGGGAAGCUUUGUUGGACGAGGUGUUGGGCUGCGGGUGGGGGCAGGUUGCUGCAUGGGAAUCGGGACGGAGGGAUCGCAAGCGCCACACUCAAUCGGAAACUCAAAAACCACUCGUCGACACGCAUCCACUUCAGUGGGAUAUGCAUUCGCCCGAGCUGUCUUCAGCCAGGUGAUUCGUUCUCCGCAGGUAUGCGCCCCUGCCUUGGUGUUCCAAAUCGUGUCUGUACAUGUCGACGUCGCACAACGAGCGUCGGGCUGUUCCGGAUCGCCAGGAGUUAUGUUGUCGAGGCUGCAAACCGAGGAUACGUCACACCUUCCACAUUCUGUAGGAAACUCAAAGGCUACGCGCCGACACGCUUCGACUAGAUUUGGAUACUGAUUGGCGCGAGCCGUCGCCAGCCAAUGCAUUCGAUCUCCACAAGAGUGUGCUCCGGCUUUGUUCUUCCAAACCGAAGUGCGGCAACCUAGGCAUUCACAAUCGAUGGAUUCGGCUACAUGCCUAUGCACAAGCGAAGGUGACAGUAAAGAAUUACCGGUAACUUUUAGGCCAGGAUCUUUCACGCCGUUGGACCAGGACACUACCACGACUGCAAAUCCGACCAAUAACGCGGUCUACGAUGCUGUCACGGCCCUCUUAUUGAACGUGACGAUCAUCGGAUGCCUCUUGCUCGCGUAUUACGUCAAAAAGUUUCGAAUUUAUACAUUGCCCGAGUCCGCUGGCGCUUUGCUCGUCGGUAUUGCGGUGGGAGGCAUCGCGCGUUUGUCCACCGACAAUCUACAACUGUGGGAAUUCAGUCCCGAAGUGUUUUUCUUUGUACUGCUACCGCCGAUUAUUUUUGAGGCGGGCUACUCGCUCAAGCGCAAAGACUUUUUUGACAACAUUGGCGCCAUAACUUUGUAUGCUAUGUUUGGAACAAUCAUAAGCACCUUCGUUGUAGGAGGGCUUUCCUUCUAUGCUGCCCGCCUUGGUCUCAUACAAAAUGUGGAUCACGAGAAUCCGAUGGAAAGCCUGCUUUUUGGUAGUCUCAUUUCCGCCGUUGAUCCAGUCGCCACGUUAUCCAUAUUGGGUAGCGACGAGAUUGGUUGUUCACCUCAAUUAUACUAUCUGUGUUUUGGAGAAGCUGUCUUGAACGACGCCGUCGCCAUUUCCUUAUUCCACGUCUUUGCUCGUUACUACAAGCAGGACGGCCCCGAAUGGAGCGAGGCCGAAAUCCCUUCAGCGCUGCUCUACUUUAUGACAACAUCCAUUCUUUCCAUUGGAGUUGGGGUGGGGCUUGGACUACUGGCCAGCUUUUUGUUCAAGCACACGGAGCUCUCGAGGUAUCCGAAUCUUGAAACAUCCUUGCUCUUUAGUUUCUGCUAUCUCUGUUACGCAACCGGCGAGGCGGUAGGCCUAUCCGGAAUCAUGGCCUUGUUUUUCCAAGGUGUGGUACUCUCACACUAUAAUGCCUACAAUCUCUCUCCGAUGGCACACGUGGCGUCCGAACAAAUUUUUGCAACUCUAGCGACCAUUAGUGAGACGGCCGUAUUUUUGUACAUGGGCAUGGGAGUUUUCACGGGCCGCUUUGAGAAUUACGAUUUUCGCUUUGCUGUACUGGCCUUGAUAUUCUGCUGGCUAGGGAGAAUGUUGAAUAUUUUCCCGUUGUCAUGGUUGGCGAAUCGCUGUCGAAAUCGGUCCAACAAGAUCCCGAUCGAAAUGCAGUGUGUGUUGUGGUUUGCCGGUCUGCGAGGGGCAAUCGCGUUCGCGCUGGCCAUGAACAUGCCGGGGCCUAACAAAGAUGCGUAUGCCUCUGCUACAUUAUCGAUAUGUAUCUUUACCACUGUUGUCUGCGGUGGUCUAACGGAGGGUAUGCUCACUGCGUUUGAUAUGAAA